CGGAAAGGAUACUUGCGUUUGAGACAUCGAUGUGAAGUGUGGAAAAAAGUCACAUUCGCCGAAAUUUUGAAAGUGAAAUCAAAACUGAUAGAAUUAUUACAGUGAAUUUUUUCAACAUCGCUAUAAAAUUCUCCUGCAAACAAAGGCUUUAUAUUUCGAAGAAAAAUGUGUCUUCCUCUUCUUUUCAAAAUGACCCCUACAUUCUGCUGGAUGUUCCUGCUGGCGUGCCUGGUGGGCCGUGUCGCGAGCGUGCCGCAGCCUCUCGUGGUGGACGCCUGCGCUCUGAUCUGCAACUCCGAAGCGGAGACCGAGUCCAAACACGAGCGGGAUCCAUUCCUGUAUCCCCGAUACCCGAAAGUGGACUGUAAGCUUCAGUCCGACAAUGAUAAGAGCCAGGCGUGGGUUAUCAUGAGCAACUGUUUGAAACUGUGCAAUGUGGAGUUGUCGGUCAACAUGGAGGUUAAUUGUUACGCUCUGAGAAUGUUGCUUGCAACGAACCUGGGUUGCCACUGCGAGGAUUGGAAGAUGAAAUUCUUGGUGAAGCAACUGUCGAACGACCUUCUCACCACGUUCUUGGACUCGCCUCGCGAUAAGCUGAUCAUAUGCCAAAUUCACAAGGAGUUGUUCAACAGUACUAAGCUAGCAGUAAACAAAUUUAGCAAUUGCUACCCCGAGCAAGAAGCUGUUUCCGCUAAAAAAGAAGAUAAAAAAGAAGAUGAUAAAGAAGAUAAAAAAGAAGAAGAACCGGAACAUCACAUUAGUAGAAAACCCAAUGUAUCUGUAACCUCACCUGAUGCACCAGUGAAUCGAUCAGAAAACAGAGAAAAACGAAAGACAUCAAGACCGGACUCAAGACCAAUAGAUGAAGUCGUAACACCUUGUUGCGAUGAGAAUGAAGAGGAGGAACAUGAAAGAGAAAAGAAAAUAGAAGUAGAAGAAGAAGAAGUGAUAAAACCGCAAAGUCCCACGGAAAAAGAAGAAGUUAAGAUGUUUUUCCCCGUGAACGAAAAUCCAGUGCCGGACGAAUAUAACGAAUGCGAACUAUGCAUGUCUUAGUGUGAGCGUUCUAAUUAUAAAGGCGUAUGCGACUGUAAAAACAUCAAGAAAACGUGUGCCAAAUACAUAAAACAGCAAGUAAGUUAAAUUUGCACAGCUUGCGUAAAUUAUUCGGUACAUGGUGACUCGUUACGUUAAAACUAAUUCUACUCGUAAUCGGGGAGACUUCUCAGAAAGAGAUGAUCAUUUAAAGCAUGUACAAUAAUAUUUGUUUUAUUACUUGAAUUGAGUUGUCUAUUUAUAAUUUCGUAAUUCUUCGUUUAUAAAUAAUUUUCAUAGGUUUCAUAAAUUAUAAAAUUAUUAUUUAGUAAAAUUGUGUGAUAUGCAUAAUUUUAGGAGUUGGAUAAUUUGUUAUUAAAUAUUAACAACGUUUCAUUCUAUAGCAUUAUGUAAUAAUAAUUACAAAGCGUUAAAUAUAUUGGUGAUUAUUUCGUUUUUGUCAAAAAGAAAAAAGAUAUUUGCUAUUUAUAUACAUAUAUUUAUAUCAAAUUU
Nylanderia fulva is the source of this 1548-nucleotide messenger RNA. RefSeq lists its product as uncharacterized. The record is from RefSeq and is a predicted model, not a curated record. NCBI's taxonomy places the organism in Eukaryota, Metazoa, Arthropoda, Insecta, Hymenoptera, Formicidae.